AUGCACACACAUUCCUCGGGCCCACCUGAUACUUCACCAUUCUCUGAGCCCGAAUCCGAAUUCCACCGUCGCCUACGUCAGCUUAAGUUUAAGGUUCCAAAAGUAGAAUUCAAUUUAGAACCCGAAGUAGUUAUGGGUGAUCGUAGGACUGUUGCUGAUCACAUUAGUGUAGCUCCCACCACCGUUCGCUCGAGCAUCACACUUCCUGCUGUAGAGGCGAAUAACUGGACCAUCCCACCCACCUUGAUCAACACCAUUACCCAUUCAGUCCAGUUCCAUGGUUUACGAGACGAGGACCCACAUGCUCAUCUGACUAGAUUCGGUAGGGUCUGUAGUACUUUCCGCCUUACGGGCGUCACUGAGGAGGCCAUUCAUCUUCGUUUGUUUCCAUUCUCACUCACUGAUCAGGCUGCUAUCUGGUUGGACUCCCUCCCACAGGGAGCAAUCACCACUUGGAAUGAUCUUCAGUCCAAAUUCCUUCAAAAAUACUUCCCACCUGCGAAAACCGCUCGUCUUAGAAAUCUCAUCUACGCAUUCACUGAGCAGCCUGGGGAGUCUUUCUACGAGACUUGGGAUAGGUUUAAGGCGCUGCUGAACAAGUGUCCGCACCAUGGCCUUGAGGAGUGGAGAGUCGUGGAGAAAUUCUAUAAUGGAGUUUCUGAAGCGACUAAGAGACUGCUUGAUUCCACAGCAGGAGGCAACAUGAUGAAGACCAAGACAGCUGCUGAGUGUCUUGAGAUGAUGGAGGAUCUAGCCACUAGUACUUACACCGAGCCAGGUUUUGGGGGCAUUACUGUUGCCCCUAAAGGUAUUCAUACAGUAGAUUCUAGUGUAGCCUUAGCCGCCCAGGUCGAAUCCUUGACAAAGAUGGUCAAGGACAUUCAGGUUAAGAUUAGUUCUAAGUGUGAGGUGUGUAGAGGUGGGCAUGAGACGAUAGAUUGCCCUGUAGGAUCUGAGGAGGAGUUGAGUUUUAUCCAGAACCAGGGGCGAGGCCAGGGUUACAACUCUGGAUGGCAGCCACGCCAAACCUCGAACUGGCGAGGCGGGAAUCCCCCUAGACUCCAGCCCCGCCAGAGUCUAUUUCAGACCCCUGUUGAUGGACAGAGUAGUGGAGAGCCUAAGUCUGAGCUGAGUGAGUUUUUAAAGAGGAAUGAGGAGAGCCAGAGUAGGAUGAAUAAACUCCUAGAGUCGAUAGUGAUGCAGGGUGAGGCUAGACAUCAGGAGCAGAUGAAGAAAAACCAGGAGUUUGAGUUGAUGUUUAGGAAUCAAAGGGUCCACCAUACAGAGUCUAGAGAGGACCCUAGGAGAGAUGGCUAG
Messenger RNA from Helianthus annuus (common sunflower), 1317 nucleotides. RefSeq lists its product as uncharacterized. Lineage: Eukaryota; Viridiplantae; Streptophyta; Magnoliopsida; Asterales; Asteraceae. The coding region runs from base 1 to 1317 and encodes 438 amino acids. The transcript has a single exon. The record is from RefSeq and is a predicted model, not a curated record.